This is a messenger RNA of Thrips palmi, 1262 nucleotides long. RefSeq names its product probable enoyl-CoA hydratase, mitochondrial (gene Echs1). Lineage: Eukaryota; Metazoa; Arthropoda; Insecta; Thysanoptera; Thripidae. Gene Ontology annotation, molecular function: enoyl-CoA hydratase activity. Gene Ontology annotation, cellular component: mitochondrion. Bases 245 to 1147 code for a protein of 300 amino acids. Gene Ontology annotation, biological process: fatty acid beta-oxidation. The record is from RefSeq and is a predicted model, not a curated record. The transcript has 6 exons.
CGCAGCUGUUUCAAGGACGCAGCGAGUUACUCCACAUCCACACGCCUCUCACUCCACUCCCUCGCUAAUCAUUUCGGGGCAAAGAGCACCGGCCGGCCUGAAACCUGUUGCCUACUGUUGUUGUCGCCUCUCCGUCGCUAUCGCCAGUCGAGUCAGCCGGUGCGACAGAGCUGGACAGAGCGGACAGAGCAGGUUACAUCGUCAAAUCGAGCCCGUGCAACGGCAGAUCUGAAAGCCAUUUACCAUGGCAUUGUCUACCAAAGCCUAUCGUCUGGCUGCCGGUUUGCUGUCGACCCAGCCUCAAGGCCUCGGCAAAACACGUGGCAUUUACCAAACCUUGAGGUUUUCUAGCAGCCUCGACAUUCCUAAGUAUGAGUUGGUUGAGGCAUCUGUUGUCGGUGAGAAGAAGAAUGUUGGUCUUGUGCGUCUCAAUCGUCCAAAGGCCCUCAAUGCACUUUGUGAUGCGUUAGUGAGUGACUUAGCACAAGCUGUGACCCUCUUGGAAAAAAGCCCAAGCAUAGGUGCCAUCGUCAUUACUGGAAGCGAGAAAGCCUUCGCUGCAGGAGCUGACAUCAAGGAAAUGAAGGAUACCUCAUUUGCUUCCAACGUCAAUGUUGGACUUCUUCAGGAAUGGGAUAAAAUUAGUGCAUGCAAGAAACCUAUUAUUGCUGCAGUUAACGGAUAUGCUUUGGGUGGUGGUUGUGAACUUGCGAUGAUGUGCGACAUUAUCUAUGCUGGAGACAAAGCACGAUUCGGUCAGCCUGAAGUGACAAUUGGAACCAUCCCUGGUGCUGGUGGUACCCAGCGCAUUGCCCGCUCUUGUGGCAAGUCCAAGGCUAUGGAAAUUUGCUUGAGUGGAAACCCUUUCACAGCUGAAGAGGCUGAAAGAAUGGGCCUGGUGAGCAAAAUUUUCCCAGCUGAUAAGCUUGUUGAUGAGGCUGUUAAGCUGGCAGAGAAGAUUGCCUCCCACUCUCCUCUUAUCAUUGCUCUGUGCAAGGAGUCUGUCAAAAAGGCUUUUGAAACUUCUCUUAAUGAAGGACUUAGCUUUGAGAAACGCAUUUUCCAUGCAACUUUCUCCACCAACGACCAGAAGGAAGGCAUGCAAGCCUUUGUUGAAAAGCGAGCUCCUAAGUUCACCAAUUCAUAGUGCUGUUGUAACUGAUUGUUUAUCCAUUUUUAUUGUGUAAAUAUUUGAUACUUUCCAUUGGUUUAUAUUCCAUGUAUGUGACUUUUUGUGGUGCCAUAUUAUGUCAAAUAAUUUU